UUUAAAAGUCAAAUCAUAGAAAUUCAUUUUCAUUGAGAGGCAUACCUUUGAGAGGUUUAGUUUAACUCAAUAGUUUUCAAUCUAGUUUUUAUUGAGUCGAUCACUCAUUAAGUCUUUCCAUUAAUCUAUGGCUCUUUAAAUAGUUUUUAUGAUUUUUAAUCAUAUAUUUUCAUUUUAGCCACAUUUUAUUAAUAUUUUAUUUAAACCAAAUUAAACCCUAACCUAAGAGCCAAAAAUGCCGGCGCCAUCACUGAUAGAGCCGACCGACGACGAGAAGCAGGCGAUCAUCGAAAUGAGGGACGGAUUUCAGACGGAGUUCAACACAAACCCUGACCUCUACUACAGGAAAGACAUGGAACUCGUGAUGAACAACGACUGGAAUGUACACCGAUUCUUGUUGGCCGCCGACGGGGAUACCGGUGCCGGACUCACACGCCUUACCAAUGCCAUGAAAUGGCGAAAACAUUGGGCGGUGUGGGAGAUGUGUGAACAGGAU
Oppiella nova is the source of this 496-nucleotide messenger RNA. NCBI's taxonomy places the organism in Eukaryota, Metazoa, Arthropoda, Arachnida, Sarcoptiformes, Oppiidae. The record is from the annotation of a GenBank genome assembly.